AUGACAGAGAAUUCUUCUUCUUCAUCAACAUUUAUAGACAAGUUGGAAAACUUUAUGACUAUACUAUUAAAAGGUAUAGGGCCGUUGUUUGUAUUGUUUGCAGUGGCAUUGAUAUCUCUUAUAGCACAUACACACUUUACAGUGUUUCUACCGGCACUUAUGGCCACCGAAGGAAACCAGUUUGCAGCGACACUGCAUCUACUCGUUUCACUGGCACUCUUAUUUAACCUCGUAUUCAACUAUAUAAUGACUAUUAUCACUCCGCCUGGCUAUUGUCCCAGUCGUUCAGACUAUAACGAACAACAAUUGGACGAGUUUGCAGCCAUCAAACAAAUCAAACGUAGCGAAGGUUUCUCAAAGUUUUGUAUCACAUGUCGACUACCCAAGAUUGAACGUGCACAUCACUGCAGUCUCUGUGGAUCGUGUGUUCUCAGAAUGGACCAUCAUUGUCCGUGGGUCAACAAUUGCGUUGGACUACGUAACCAUCGCUAUUUCAUGUUGUUCCUCAUCUACAUGUGGGUGUGUUGCAUCUAUGUCAGCUAUCAUUCCUAUUCACAUGUAUUUGGUCAACGUGGUAUUCCAUUCACCGUACUCAUGUCUUUUGUCCUCACUCUAACUGUAUCCAUUGCAUUGGGUGCCUUAAUGUUUUGGCAACUUUAUUUAAUUUUAUCAAAUCAAACUACAAUUGAAUUUUUACAUAAUAGAACACAAGUUAAAAGAGCACAAGCAAGAGGAGAGAAAUAUAUUAAUCCAUUUGAUUUGGGAUUUAAAGAAAACUUUCACGAAUUUUUUAAUACUGGAGGUAAAUGGUGGAUGUUUGCAGCACCAACAUUACAAAGACGGGAAGUUAAGAAAUUCGAUCCAUUGGAAAGUGUAUAA
This is a messenger RNA of Cavenderia fasciculata, 879 nucleotides long. Its product is annotated as DHHC zinc finger domain protein. Gene Ontology annotation, molecular function: palmitoyltransferase activity. The transcript is spliced from 2 exons. Lineage: Eukaryota; Evosea; Eumycetozoa; Acytosteliales; Cavenderiaceae. The record is from RefSeq and is a predicted model, not a curated record. The coding region runs from base 1 to 879 and encodes 292 amino acids.